UCCCCAGUACUACAGCUAUGUCUAUCCAUUCCCAUUUCUUGAUACUUUUGCUAGCUUUGUUGUCGCUUGGAUCGUACACCAUCAGAGGCCAAGGUCAUGGAUUCUAUAUAAAAGAAGCAAGUGUGGAUGAUCUUCACACUGCUUUCCUUCAAAACAAGCUCACCUCAAGACAACUGGUUGAGUUUUACCUUGGCGAGAUCUUUAGACUGAGUCCACUUCUUCAUGGGGUAAUAGAGGUGAACCCGGAUGCUCUCUACCAAGCUGAUAAGGCAGACAGGGAGCGGAAGGCUAAGUCCCCUGUGUCGCGGUCUGUUCUUCAUGGUAUUCCUAUUUUGCUCAAGGAUAACAUUGGAACCAAGGAUAAGCUAAACACGACUGCAGGGUCAUUUGCACUGCUAAAAUCAGUGGUACCUCGAGAUGCAGGUGUGGUGAUGAAGUUGAGGAAGGCUGGGGCUAUCAUACUGGGAAAGGCUAGCCUGAGCGAGUGGGCUAAUUUUCGGUCCCUAAAUGCACCACCUGGUUGGAGUGCCAGAGGUGGCCAAGGCCUGAACCCUUAUGUUCUAUCAGCAACGCCUUGUGGCUCUAGCAGUGGUUCAGCUAUAUCAGUAGCAGCAAAUUUGGUAGCAGUGUCACUGGGGACCGAAACCGAUGGUUCCAUCCUAUGUCCAGCCAGUUUUAAUUCAGUAGUGGGCAUCAAACCAACCGUUGGUCUUACUAGCCAAGCUGGGGUUGUUCCCGUCUCUCCUAGACAGGACACCAUUGGGCCUAUCUGUAGGACAGUGUUGGAUGCAGUUCAGGUACUGGAUGCCAUUGUAGGUUUCGACUACAACGAUGCUGAAGCAACCAGAGAAGCAUCAAAGUACAUACCAUAUGGUGGGUAUAAGCAAUUUCUCAAGCCAUAUGGGCUCAAAGGGAAGAGACUGGGAAUAGUGAGGAAUCCUUUCUUCACUACAGGCAGUGGAGCUGCCCUUACUCAAGCUUUUGAGCACCAUUUCUACACAUUAAGGCAUGAAGGAGCAGUUUUGGUAGAUGAUUUGGAAAUAGCCAAUAUCAAUGUUGUCUUAAAUGCCACUUCAAGUGGAGAAGCAACAGCAUUGGUGGCUGAGUUCAAGCUAUCAUUGAAUUCCUAUCUAAAAGAUCUGGUGGCAUCUCCAGUCCGAUCUCUGGCAGAUGUCAUAGCCUUCAACCAGAAAUUCUCAGAUUUGGAAAUGAUCAAGGAGUUUGGACAAGACAUCUUUCUGGCAGCCCAGGCCACAAAUGGAAUUGGUGACGUAGAGAAGAAAGCUUUGUCGAAUUUAGCAAGACUGUCUAGGGAUGGAUUCGAGAAAUUGAUGAUAGAGAAUAAGCUAGAUGCAUUGGUGACUCCUGGUGCAGAUAUUGCUCCAGUUCUUGCCAUAGGGGGGUUCCCAGGAAUUAGCGUCCCUGCUGGAUAUGAUUACAAAGGGGUGCCCUUUGGCAUUUGUUUUGGGGGCCUAAAGGGCUCAGAGCCGAAGCUGAUCGAGAUCGCAUAUGGCUUUGAGCAAGCUACUAAGAUUAGGAAGCCUCCUUCAUUUAAACCUUGAAGGUUUAACAGAGUUCCCUUUGUAGUUUCACUACUUGUUCCAACAUCAAGAGAUCAUCAAAUAAGAUCAAAGACUCUUUGAAGAUUGCUGGUAUUUUGGAAUGGAAUACAGAGAAAAUACUGGAGAAGAAACUCAUAGCCAAGGAAGAUCUUCAGCUGUAAGAUUUAAUUCUGCAUUUAGACAGCUCUAUUCCUGCAAUAUAAUAUACAUUAACUCCUGUUUUGGAGCACUAAUGAAACCGG
Molecule: messenger RNA, 1804 nt
Organism: Vitis riparia (riverbank grape)
Lineage: Eukaryota; Viridiplantae; Streptophyta; Magnoliopsida; Vitales; Vitaceae
Product: probable amidase At4g34880
Exons: 5
Coding region: 18-1562 (514 amino acids)
Source: RefSeq, a predicted model, not a curated record